AAUAUAGCCGUCAUUUUAAACACCACUGAUACAAUCCAGUCUUUAAAACUAAGAAAAGAACAAGGUCAGAAAACAAAAGAACGGAAAGAAAAAUCCCAGAAACUGCGAAUGAAAAGGCCGUUAAAAAGAAGAAAGUAUGAAUCUGAAAGUUCUGACGAAACUGAAGGAGAAAUACAUUUGGAUGAUGAAGAAGAGGUCAGUGAUGAAAAUGAAGCAGUGUGCGUCGGUUGUGAGGAACCUUAUUUGUUAACCAAAAAAAGUGUAGACUGGAUCCAAUGUAUUAUAUGCAAUCGUUGGCUACACGACGACUGCACCUCAUUUUUGAAUAUUUGUGAGCCCUGUGGACGUCUAACGGCUCGCAAAAAAUAAGACUUCCAUAAAUUGAUGUAUCACCAACUGACCCCUACCCACAUCACCAUCUAACCCGUAUUAUGUUGGGGGAGAUGGUGUCACACUUUUUAGUUUUAAAUGAAAAUUAUUUUUGUUACAUGUCAAAAUUUGUUGUCUUUCGAUUUAGGAUAAGUUUUUUGUGUAUCUCGAUGC
Molecule: messenger RNA, 543 nt
Organism: Acanthoscelides obtectus
Lineage: Eukaryota; Metazoa; Arthropoda; Insecta; Coleoptera; Chrysomelidae
Source: the annotation of a GenBank genome assembly